AACAGGUUAGGUACAUGAUAUGCAGUAAAGGUGUUGGACAUGUUCUUAAUUCACAUUUCCAAAGGUGUACCUGUUAGUUAAAUUGGUUAUAUCAAAAGGGUACUGUGAUGAGCUGAUUCCCCGUUUAGGGUCAUUUCCUGCCUUGGAUGAGGAAAUAUUGGGAAUAUGAUGUGCACAUCCCACUUAAGUUUUGGGAAUGCCAACCUCGGUUAUGAUACACAAUUCAAAACUAAACAAAAUGCACCUCAUGUAUGCUUCUGUAAUAACAUAAAAGCUUGUGGUGCCCGCUCUCCUUCCAUUCGUUUCUUUUAUGGGCCCACAUAUUUCACAUUUAAGGACAUGUCAUACAGCAAUAAUUGUUACUGAUUCGGGUGGAAGUCUGACCUCGGACGACAGAUAUGCAUAAGGCACGGCAACAUACACGGAGGUCCAUUUUGAAUUUUCUGAACAAACUUACUACACUAACCUGUAGUACACAUUUUCCCUCUCGCUAAACAUCCAUUGCCAGUAUCUGGGUACGUUUAUGGCAGUAACGGCGCCAGAGAAAAGCGUCAUAAAAAGGCUCCGCCUUCUAGCACACAGUAACGGCACGCCCCCUAGUCGAGGUCUCGCCGAUAAGCUGUUAGUCUUGUUGGCACGCGCACUGUGAAGGGGCAGGUGUGUUCUGCGGGAAAUCGUUCUCUCCUUGCCACGACGUGAAACUUGUUCUGUACGGACGUCUGUCUCAAGUGUCAGCACACAAUGCUGUGGAUAGCCAGUAGGCUCACGAGGAAAUUCUCCACAAGUAGCAUCUAUUACCAGAAUAAGCUAAAGCUAGCACUGAUUGGCCAAAGUUUAUUUGGGCAGGAGGUUUACAGCCAGCUUCGAAAGGACGGCCAUAAAAUAGUAGGAGUUUUCACAGUCCCUGAUAAGGAUGGCAAAGCAGAUCCUUUGGCUACAGCUGCAGAGAAAGAUGGGACACCAGUGUUCAAAUUCCCUCGGUGGAGAGUUAAAGGAAAGCCAAUUCCAGAAGUUGUUGAUGCUUAUAAGUCUGUUGGAGCAGAACUUAAUGUUCUCCCAUUUUGUAGCCAAUUUAUCCCUAUGAAUGUAAUCGAUAACCCAAAGCAUGGAUCCAUUAUUUACCAUCCUUCUUUGUUGCCUCGACACAGGGGAGCGUCUGCAAUAAACUGGACGCUGAUUCAUGGAGAUAAGAGGGCAGGAUUUUCCAUAUUUUGGGCUGAUGAUGGACUUGACACAGGACCACUCCUACUGCAAAAAGAAUGCUCAGUUGAGCCCAGUGAUACAGUGGACACUUUAUACAAUCGCUUUUUAUUUCCUGAGGGAAUCAAAGGCAUGGUGGAAGCUGUCCAACUUAUUGCAGAUGGUAAAGCACCUCGUGUACCACAGCCACAGGAAGGGGCCACAUAUGAAGGAAUUCAAAAGAAAUCAAAUGCAAAGAUUUCCUGGGAUAUGUCAGCAUCAGCCAUUCAUAAUUGGAUUCGAGGACAUGACAAAGUACCAGGGGCAUGGACAGUCAUUAACGGUCAGGCAGUGACCCUGUAUGGUUCUUCUCUUUUUGAUGCACCAGUGCCUUCAGGACAACCACUAGAGAUAGAAGGAGCUCCACGACCUGGACUCAUUACUAACAAUGGUCUAGUUCUUUUUGGCAGUGACGGGAAUGCACUUGUAGUAAGAAAUCUUCAGUUUGAUGAUGGCAAAAUGAUUCCAGCUGCCAAGUACUUUUCCACUGGAGAAACUAACACUUUGACGCUUACUGAAGAGGAGAUGAAGACAGCUGAACAAAUCAAGGUUAUCUGGAAAGGAAUUUUAUCUAAUGUUCCCAAAAUAGAGGAUUCCACAGAUUUUUUCAAAUCUGGAGCAGCCUCUAUGGAUGUUGUAAGAUUAGUUGAGGAGAUUAAGGAGAAAUGUAAUGGAUUGCAGCUCCAGAAUGAAGAUGUCUAUAUGGCUACUACAUAUGAGGAGUUUAUUCAGAUGGUGGUACGGAAGCUUCGGGGAGAAGACAAGGAGGAAGAAAUCAUAAUUGAUCAUGUGACAAAAAAUGUAAAUAAUUUGACUGUGAAGAUGCCUUAUCAGUGCUUUAUCAAUGGAAGAUUUGUGGAUUCUGAGAAUGGAAAGAAAUAUGACACUGUAAACCCCACAGAUGGAUCUGUCAUUUGCAAAGUAUCUUAUGCCUCAGUUGCAGAUGUUGACAAAGCAGUUGCAGCAGCCAAGGAUGCAUUUGAAACUGGACCAUGGGGCAGUAUGAAUGCUAGAGACAGAGGAAGACUUUUAUAUAAGCUUGCAGACCUGAUGGAGGAACACCAAGAGGAGCUGGCUACUAUUGAGUCAAUUGACUCAGGUGCAGUGUACACACUUGCCCUUAAGACACAUGUGGGAAUGUCUGUCCAGACUUUCCGUUAUUUUGCUGGAUGGUGUGACAAAAUCCAGGGCACAACCAUACCAAUUAACCAGGCUCGUCCUAAUCAUAAUCUUACAUUCACUAAGAAGGAACCUUUAGGUGUUUGUGCCAUUGUAAUUCCUUGGAAUUAUCCCCUGAUGAUGCUAGCUUGGAAAAGUGCUGCCUGCUUAGCAGCUGGCAAUACACUUGUACUGAAACCUGCUCAGGUUACACCUUUGACAGCUCUGAAGUUUGCUGAAUUGUCUAUACGGGCCGGAAUCCCAAAGGGUGUCAUAAACAUUGUGCCAGGCUCAGGUGGUCUCGUAGGCCAGCGCAUGUCAGAGCAUCCAGAUAUCCGCAAACUUGGCUUCACAGGAUCCACCCCUAUUGGAAAACAGAUUAUGAAAAGCUGUGCAGUGAGCAAUCUAAAGAAAGUAUCACUGGAGCUAGGAGGCAAGUCUCCACUAAUAAUCUUUAAUGACUGUGACCUUGACAAGGCUGUACGAAUGGGAAUGGGAGCAGUAUAUUUCAACAAAGGAGAAAACUGCAUUGCUGCUGGACGGCUGUUUGUUGAAGAGUCUGUGCACGAUGAAUUUGUGAGGAGAGUGGUGGAAGAAAUUAAGAAAAUGAGAAUUGGAGACCCUUUAGAGCGCUCAACAGAUCAUGGGCCCCAAAACCACAAAGCUCAUUUGGAAAAACUGCUAGAAUAUUGUGAAAUUGGAAAAAAGGAAGGAGCAACUCUUGUUUAUGGAGGCCGGCAGGUUCCAAGACCAGGGUUUUUCAUGGAACCAACGGUGUUUACUGAUGUGGAGGAUCACAUGUACAUUGCCAAAGAGGAGUCCUUUGGACCUGUAAUGGUGAUUUCCAAGUUUAAAGACGGAGACGUGGAGGGGGUCCUACAAAGGGCAAAUGAUACAGAGUUUGGCUUAGCAUCUGGCGUCUUCACUAGAGACAUCGGCAAAGCCAUGUUCGUCAGCGAGCGACUGGAGGCCGGAACCGUCUUCAUUAACACUUACAACAAGACAGAUGUAGCAGCUCCCUUUGGAGGGUUCAAACAGUCCGGCUUUGGGAAAGAUCUCGGGGAAGAAGCGCUUCAUGAAUACCUCAGGACUAAAGCUGUGACAGUAGAAUACUGAGAAGUACAUUUGGAUGGCUGCUACUUUUAAAGGACAAUCCUCUUGGGAACCGAGUUCUCUCUUGGGCACCAUCUUUCAGUUACACAACAUGUUCCUGGCAGACUGCAAAGAAGAGAAACCGUCCAAAACGGGUCUUCAAGCAAAACAAAUGACACUUAACAGAACCAAUGUUACUGUUACUUUCAUGUGCCUAACAAAUCUGACUUCUUUAUCUUGCAGGGCAAUGGGGGGGGGGCUUAGAGAAAGAACAGAGGCUUCAACCCUGCAAAUGCCAGCAAACCGUCUAAUGUCGUGAUGUUUUUUCAGCGUCUUCAUUUCUGAUUCAUUUAUAAAGUGAAAAAAUCGAAGGACGGGUCACUGGUUUAUACAAUAGCAUACCUCUAUUCCUAAAAUUUCUUUCUAUUUUGACAUAAUACAGCACGUACAAUAAUGUUCUCAUGUCAUAAACCACUAUGGAAAGCAACACUCCUUAGGCCUGGCUGCAGACAGAGUGGCAAGUGCAGGUCCUCCUUCUUAGUGUGCCACUAUUUUUGUAUCCAUUAAAGUCUUUGUUAUUUGGCUGCACUUAAGUCAUUAGCCUUCAAGGUUUUAUUUUUGUUUUUUUAAAGUCGUUUUGUGCUUGCUAGAUAUUUUACUAAUAAUAAAAUAAAAUCACAGCCCAAGCCGUACACUAAAAGUAAAUUUCAAUUAUUAUGACAGUUCAUUUUAACAUUCAAAAUGUUUGGUUUUUUACCCCAAAUUUUAAACACUAAAACUGAGAAAUACACAAAUUAUUGAGCAGUAGUACUCUGUUCAUUUUUGUCUUGAAUUACCGCAUAAAGUUAUGCUUUUCUCGACAUUGGCAGCAUAUGGCAUUGUGUGAAUAGUGUUCAGAUUACGACCUGAUAAAAAUCACACAAAAAUAAGAUCAACGUGGUUAGUAGCGUCUUGUAUUUUCAGUUUAUGGAAACGCACAACAAAAUAUUCAAUUCGGAACUCUUUAGAAAGAUUGUUUUCUUAUAUUAAUGGAAUGCUAAACAAUGGCGGUUGGCCUGUAUUAUAUAUUGUUUGAAACAAUAAGACAUAUUGUCUCUAAAUAAUAUAUAUUUAAUUUAUUUUUUCUCUAUGCAAAUUUAUAACUUUUUAGUACAAAUAAUACUUCCUAUUAUUUUAAUGUCUAUUUACCUUUUUGAUGUUCUGCCAUGGCUUUUUUUCCCUUAUUGUUUAGAAAGGUUUGUUUCUUUAUCAUUUAAAUCCAUGUUUUUAACAGCCCAUCGUGUAUUUUAAUGUUGACACAUUUUUACUUUUAUUGAACUGAACAAAAGAGGAAACGUGAACACAACUUCUAAUUAAAAAGUAACAGAUGUUAUGCAUUGAUAUUACAGUGUACAUUUUUCUUCCUCUCAAAAUAAACUAAAUAAUAAAUAAAUACAUCUUUUCACUAUGUAGCAGGCACUUUACCCCCUGUAGCUGAGCUUGCCCAUCCAUUUAAUUCAAGUCUUACAGAUGUUGCAAGGUUGUCUGUAGUGUUCCUUUAUUGAUUCUCCAUUAAUGAUGUCAAAUCAUUUAAAAUUCUGUUUAAUCUCUACAUGCCUCUGUCUUCUACUGUUAGCGUCUGAACAUAUUUUGGAACACCACCGGUAAAGCCAUCUCUUUAUCUUGAAAUGAAAGUGUACUUAUGAUGAUGAUGAUGCUUUGCAUCUUAACAUUUAUAUUAAUGCAGACUUAAUGGCCAGACUGACCAUAAGGAAUGCAUCACAGACAAGUAAGCUGCUAUUUUAGCUCUGUUUAUUCAUUGCCUUAUAGAAAAUGUCAAAUAUUCAUCAUGUUUAGUACAUUCUCUUCAGAUUGAGCUUUUACGUCUCCAUUUCUGGUCCACACCGAUAAAGGAGAUAUGUUACACUAACAUAUGAGUAAAUACUGGAUUUUCAAUGGCUAAACAAAAUCAAGCAGUAAUCAUCAAACACAUUUCCAAGUACUGGUACCAUAAUGGUCAUUUACCUAUAUAUAUAUAUUUAAAAAAACCUAGCCUAAUGGUUUGUUUCUGUAGCCUAAAAUUAGGUUUCUGCUUUAUAAAACCGACAAAUAUCAAUGUACAGUAUUAUGUCUUAUUAAUUUGAAUACAUUUAAAAAAAGUUAAAAGGUUCAUUGGCAUCUUAAGGUUGUUUUUUUUUUCUGUUACAGGUGUACUAAAAUAGUCAAGUAAAAACAUUUGUAGUUUGGCAAAUAUUUAAACAAUAAAACUAUCACCAGAAAGAAAAAAUACUCAAUUGUCUUUAAUAUAAAAAGGAAAAUAUUAAUUUGGAAGUUUCCAGUUAAAUGUCAAAAAUUCUAUGCCUUUUACUGUUUAACAUGCUUGUUAGACUGUAUGGAAUACGCCAUUCUUCAUUGUCAUUCACGGUAUACUGGUUAUAUAAAGAUGGAGGCCUGUCAGUUUCAACCCAGAUAUUUAGCUCUUCUUUUGUCAGACCUGAGAGUCGACAGGAAGAUGACUUUCUGUUGGUUUUUGUGCCAUUGCUCUAAAAGCAUGUUGCCUCUUGAGCAUGUCUAUCCAGUUAAGAUGCACAGUUUGCUUUAUGUUAUUGUGCAGGUUUUCAUUUAGAAAAAGGAACACAAAAGUGACGGAGUACAGGGAAUACUGUUACUAUAGCUAUUGAUCAGGCUAGAAAGAAUCACUACAUAGAAGUCACACCUAGAUGAUACAUUAAGUUUUGUAGUUAAAUUCUGCGUCAUAUCAAUCACAAAAAUACAUCCAAAGUGCCUAAUUAUAUAGAACAGAAGCUCUGAACCGCAGAGUGAAAAAAAAAUUACGGGACAGCCCUUAUCUGGUACGUACAGGAUACUUUUAUGCACGUACGAGAUAAAGGUAACAUUAAAAAAAUUUACAAAAGUGCGCUUUGGGGCCAACUAAUUAAGCCUUUAGUUUGACGUCACUUCGAUCGCUUGUAUCGCGGUGAUGUAAAAAGCAGACGGGUGGGCUUCUAUUUAUUAAAGAUAUGUGGGCCGGUUGGAGAUAGGUCAAGCUGUAGCCUACAAUACCUAUGACAUGUGUCAAGUAAAGCCCACAAUGUCAGUCACAUGCCCCGUUACAUUAUGGUUAAGAUUAGGGUUGCAGGAGGGUUAUCAACUCGGAGGGUUCAGGUACGUGUUUUAUGUUUACAGGUAUUCGUCUACACACUCAUAUGGAGCUCCGGAGGGGAUAUGGUGUAUAUUUUUUUUCUUCCUGGGAAAUAAUUUGGUCCGUACAACUUACUGUGUUCUGCCCACCACUUACCAUAGCACCAGCUAAUACUGUGUGUGCACCAAAUACCAUCGUAUACUACUGUACUUUUUCUGGAAAGAGGACAUAUCACUAAAUAGUUUGUUUUCCUCACACAGUUACAUUCCAUAGAAAUGGAUAUUGGCAAGUUUGUCAAACAGGUUAUUCAUUCAAGCCCAGAUUGUUGGAUCCAAUGACAAAACCAACAGCUGUGCAAAACUUUCCCUUGUGUUUCCAACUAUGUCACUGCAUUCUUGUUGAAGAAUUAAUUUUAAAGUUACAGCUGGUAUCCAUAGUAUUCAAUCUUUUUAUAAUUUGAAACACUUCAGUUGUAUCACCUCUUAAUCUGUUUGCUUAACAUGAAAAGAUUAAAUUCGUUCAGUCUCUCUU
Molecule: messenger RNA, 7141 nt
Organism: Polypterus senegalus (gray bichir)
Lineage: Eukaryota; Metazoa; Chordata; Cladistia; Polypteriformes; Polypteridae
Gene: aldh1l2
Product: aldehyde dehydrogenase 1 family, member L2
Exons: 23
Coding region: 742-3513 (923 amino acids)
Biological process (GO): biosynthetic process; one-carbon metabolic process; 10-formyltetrahydrofolate catabolic process
Cellular component (GO): cytoplasm
Molecular function (GO): formyltetrahydrofolate dehydrogenase activity; aldehyde dehydrogenase (NAD+) activity
Source: RefSeq, a predicted model, not a curated record